This is a messenger RNA of Acanthoscelides obtectus, 2593 nucleotides long. The record is from the annotation of a GenBank genome assembly. NCBI's taxonomy places the organism in Eukaryota, Metazoa, Arthropoda, Insecta, Coleoptera, Chrysomelidae.
UGAAAGCAGCUGUCAAAUGGCUGUAAUAAACUAACCUAACAUUACUGUUGUCCCUUCAGUUGUCCCCGAUAGUGGAGCUGGAAAAGGGGCUUCGGGACGGUACAAAAUGUACCAAAACGCGUGCGGGGCAGCUGCCGCCAGCGCAGGUGGUUGCGUUGAGACAGACAAAGAGUGCCACGGGUUGAUCUCCAAAGAGCCUCUAGUUCCUACUGUAGAACAUGACUACAGUGGAUUCGAUAUUGUUAAAGCCACACAGUAUGGUGCCUUCUCUCGAGUUAAAGAACUUAUUGAAGGAGGACACAAUGUCAAUGAACGAGAUGCUGAGAAUGUUACUUUACUGCAUUGGGCAGCCAUUAAUAAUAGGAAGGAGAUCAUGCUUUACUUCAUUGAUAAAGGAUCAGAAGUGGAUGCUAUAGGUGGCGAACUAAAUGCCACCCCACUGCACUGGGCAACAAGACAGGGACAUCUUGAGGCAGCUGUCAUAUUGAUGAACUCGGGAGCUGAUCCAGAUCUCAGAGAUGCUGAAGGAUGUUCUUGUAUCCAUUUGGCAGCACAAUUUGGACAUACUGCAUUGGUGGCGUAUUUUGUGGCCAGAGGCGUCAACCCUGACUGUACUGAUCGCGCGGGUAUGACCCCGUUAAUGUGGGCAGUAUGGAAAAUAUGCAGUUUGGACCCCACCAGAUUGCUGAUUACACUUGGUGCUUCUCCAAAUGUAACGGAUCAACAAGGGAACACGGCUCUACAUUGGGCCAUUCUUGCUAGAAAUACCACAGCAAUUUCUACGUUGAUUUUACAGGGCCGUGCCAGCUUGAAUAUACCUAACCACAGAGGAGAUACACCACUGACAAUGCUACAGACGCAUUUAGGCGCUAUGUGGAUGAGCCCUAAAGUUGUUGAUAUGGUGAAAGAACAGACAUUUGCUUCCAGUACUGCUAGAAAUUUUUUAAAUAAAUUGUUAAAAGAUAAGCGUUUGAGAUGGUGGUGCAUGGUGGGUACUCCUUUCAUGGCCUUCUAUGCAGCAGGCGGUAUUUUAGCUACAGACCAAAUAAUACUUAUUAAGAUUUUUCUGCUUGUGUGUUUGUAUAUAAUCAUCCACUAUACCGGACAGCUCUUAUUUGAUGAUCGAUUGAUGGGUUUAUUACCAUUAAGCAUCUACCUAUCGACAAAAAUGUGGUUUUACUUCACCUGGAUCAUCUACAUUAUGCCCGUCGUAGGGAUAGCGCUCACGCUAUUUUUCUUAAUAAGUUCGACGCUACUAUGGUAUUGUUUCCUUAAUUCGUGGUUAGGAGAUCCUGGUAUAGUUACUACUUCUCAACAGUUGCAAUUUAGGACAAUUAUAGAGUUAGCAGAGAAGGGCCCAGGCGGAUUCGAACCGUCAUCUUUUUGUUCGGCUUGUCUAGUUAGGAGACCAAUCAGGUCGAAGCAUUGUGCUGUGUGCAAUCAUUGUGUUGCAAGGUUUGAUCAUCACUGUCCGUGGGUAGCUAAUUGUAUAGGUGCUAAGAAUCACAAACACUUCAUAGGCUUCCUGGCAGCUCUAAUAUUAAUGUGUUCUGAAAUGUUGUACGGUUCAUACAAAUAUUGGCAAAACGAGCCAAGCUGCAAUGCUACCAGUGAAGAAAUUUGGCAGAAAGUUGUCACAAUUGGCAGGUGCAAUACUUGGGUGGCGUGGGUUAGCAUCAAUGCGUUCUUCCACUGCAUCUGGGUGUUCAUGUUGUUAGUUUGUCAGUUAUAUCAGAUCUCAUGUCUGGGUAUGACAACGAAUGAACGCAUGAAUAAAGGGCGAUACGCUCACUUCAUCAUGAAUGCUGGAAAAAGCCCAUUCACAAAAGGCAGCUUCCGCAACCUGAUCGAGUUUUUCGAGUGUACCUGUUGCGGCCUGCACAAGCCCGAAGUGAAAGACUGGCUCACUAGUUACGAUCUUGAAAGAAACAUCGAACACCAGCCUUUGCUUAGGCACAGAGACAACUACCAGUAUGUGUGAGAGUGAGGAAUAUUGCAAGUGGAGAGUGUUAGGUAGAGAAUGUGAGAAGAAUGUUAGAAAAGGAUAAAGGUAGGUUGUUCUGACUGAACAUAGAACCUUCAAAUGAAAAUAUAACUGACGUUUUGAUGGUGCAGAGCACGGCUAAGCGAAUUUACACAAGAGUUUGAAAAGCAGAUUCUUAAAUGCAUUUAUGCAUAUUAGAUCAGACUAUAUAGACGAAAAUUCAUGAAAAAAUAUGGAGAAUGUAAAUAUGGUUAUUUACUAGACUCUCUGAUAAAGUUGCAGAAAACAUUCCUGAUUGUAAUAAUUGUCGAUAAUAUUCUAGAUUUAAAUAAAGUUUAAAUUAUUGUUACUUGUAUAUAAGGCACUUUUGCUAGGAUAACGUUAAAGUUUUUAUAAUUUAUACACGUCUAUUUAUAUCAUAUACAUAAAGCCUAAUUAUACAGGAUGUUUAUGAAGUUGCUGGCCAUACUUCAAGUGAUGGUUCUAAGAAGAAAAGUUCAGAGAAAAGCUUAUACACAGUGGACGAUAUGUAGCUGACUGGUUUGUAUCUUGAAUAUUAGUAAAAUGAAAUAAAAAGUCCAUUUUUUCAUCUUAAUCUUUUAUCAAAAC